Messenger RNA from Thelazia callipaeda (thelaziosis nematode), 2442 nucleotides. NCBI's taxonomy places the organism in Eukaryota, Metazoa, Nematoda, Chromadorea, Rhabditida, Thelaziidae. The record is from the annotation of a GenBank genome assembly.
GUCAUGUCAACUACGCUUAUAUUUGACAACGGUUGUAGUGCAAUCAAAGCUGGUUAUGUAACCGACGCUCAUCCAAGGUUUUUCUUAAACUGUAUUGUCAAGACGAAAAAUGAUCGUAAAAGAGUUUACGUAGCAGAUGAGAUUGAGGAGUGCCGUGAUCAUUCAAGUAUAUUUUUUCUCACUCCCGCAGAAAAAGGAUACAUCGGAAUGGUGAUGGUGGGUAAAGAAAUUCUGGCGGAAGUUUUAGUAAACUGGGACGUGGAACAACAGAUAUGGAACAGAGUUUUUGGAGAAGAUGGUUUAAAUGUUUCAUUUUCGGAUACUCGUAUUAUUGUAACCGAUACCAUUUAUAACGUUCCGGCUAUUCAUGAUGUGUCGGAUGAGAUACUUUUCGAAUUGUAUGGGUUCGAUGCUGUCGCAAAAACAAGUGCUUCAUCACUCAUUGCUGUGUCUGAUACAGUGAUUGAAGAAUAUAAAGAGGAAGAGUGUUGUGUCAUAGUUGAUACAGGAUUUUCUUUCACUCAUAUAGUGCCAUAUUAUAAAGACAAAGCUAUACGAAAAGGAAUUAUAAGAAUCGAUGUUGGAGGCAAGGUUCUGACCAAUUUAUUGAAAGAAUGGAUUUCAUAUAGACAGUUAGAUGUCAUGGAAGAAACUUAUGUUAUUAAUGAAUGUAAAGAAGAUAUUUGUUUUGUUGCUGAUGAUUUUAAUAAAUAUAUGGAUAUCGCAAAGCAUCAUGGAGAAAAGAACACAGUCGUCCAGGAUUACGUCCUUCCAGAUUUCAUUAAUCAUAGUCGGGGAUUCAUUUGCUCGCCAGAUGACAAUGAUUAUGAUGAUCUGCAGAAACUGAGGGUUAAUGUAGAGAGGUUUACUGUGCCUGAAGCGCUGUUUACACCAUCAGAUAUUGGAAUAUCUCAGAUGGGUAUACCGGAAGCCAUUGCAGUGUCUGUUAAUAGGUGUCCAUAUGGUAUGCGAGGUCGAAUGUUCAAAAAUAUAGUUCUCUGCGGUGGAAACGUUUUAUUCACAGGAUUUAAAGAGCGGCUUAUCAGGGAUCUACGGCCGUUAGUAGAUCAGAUGUAUGAGAUACGACUCAGAAAAGUUGUUGAUCCAAUAAUACAUGCUUGGUGUUGUGGACGAGAUGGAGUGAGACUUGGCGCUUGGGAAAAUCGGUUUGUUUUUGAUUUUUUUAAUGUCCAACUUGUCGGUUUCAGAUUUCUGACGAAAGCGGAAUACGAUGAAUGUGGAUCUAACAUUUAUAUGGAUAAAUUUUUAAAUUUUUGUGAACUCAAAAAUGAAGUACUUGUUAUUUUCUAUUUGGAUUUAUUUUUUAUUUAUAUUUUUCGUUCUGUAGAUGCAACUAUUUACGUUGGUGGUUUGGAUGAAAAAGUGACGGAUGCAAUCUUAUGGGAGCUGUUUGUGCAAGCAGGACCCGUUGUUUCAGUCAAUAUGCCGAAAGAUAGAGUCACGAGCUCGCAUCAAGGCUUCGGUUUUAUUGAAUUCAUGGGCGAAGAAGAUGCAGAUUAUGCGAUAAAAAUUAUGAAUAUGAUCAAAAUAUAUGGAAAACCGAUCAAGGUGAAUAAAGCAUCAGCCCAUGAGAAAAAUAUGGAUGUUGGGGCCAAUGUUUUUGUUGGUAAUCUAGAUCCUGAUGUGGAUGAAAAAUUGCUUUUCGAUACGUUCAGUGCUUUUGGUGUUAUUUUGCAGGUUCCUAAAAUCAUGCGAGAUGCUGAAACUGGUAGCAGCAAAGGUUUUGCAUUUGUAAAUUUUGCAUCUUUUGAAGCAUCUGAUUCGGCCAUUGAAGCAAUGAAUGGUCAAUUUCUGUGUAAUCGAGCUAUAACAGUUAGCUAUGCAUUCAAAAAAGAUACAAAGGGUGAACGUCAUGGUACUGCUGCAGAACGAAUGCUAGCUGCUCAGAAUCCUCUAUUUCCUUCAGACAAGCCGAAUCAAAUCUUUUCGGAUGGCAAACUGCCGUUUGUACCGCCACUUCAUCCACCACCACCAGGUCCACCAUUACCACCACCGAUGUUGCCGCCAAUGUCAGGACCACCACCAGCAAUCUUCCCACCACCACCUCCCCCAAUGCCUACACCAGGUGCAACACCAAUUCCGCCUCCGCCUCCACCUCCAGCUCCACCUACACCAAUGGGUACUCCUAGACCUCCUCCUCCUAUGAGUGCUCCGCUGUCGAUAUGGGGGAUGCCACCACCGCCACCAAUAACACCAGGAAUACGGCCGCCUGCCACGCCGACUCCUACUCCUCCUCCUCCACCACCUCCUUCACGCAAUUUUGUUCGCAUACCUCCACCUUUCCCUCCAAUGCAGCAAAAUCGUGCAACUUUUCCUCCACCGCCGCCACCUUCGGUUCGGAUCAUGCUUCCUCCACCACCUCCAGUCAUACAUCCUUCUUUGCCACCACCUCCUCCUUCAUCCACUCCUGUAUCCGAAUAA